AUGGACACAACAAACAUAUAUAACGCAUGGGAGUCAUUGAAGAGGUCCGCUCGCAAGUUCUGGGUCCUUCCGGGUCCCGUGCCCGUCGCCUUGUACUCCUUCAACCCUCGACGUGUGUCCCCGCUCCUCAAGGACGACGUCAAGAACUUCGUGGCCGACGUCCUCCAAGUCGAUCAAGACAGCGACGGUGUUGAAGUUCCAAUUGACCGGCAUACCUACGAGAUGACCAAGAAGCUCCAUCUGCGUAUCCGAGAGGAGGUUCGUGUCGGUACCAAGGGGAAGUCCUCUGCAGAGGCUCGCAUUGCCAAGGAGAUCAAGGAGACCAGCAAGGCACUCAAGAAGGUCGCUCGUCGGCGCGACAGGCCUCCAUGCGAGCCGCCAGCCGCCUGUCAGCCUCUCGCAUCGCCAGCUCAGCCCACCUCCCGCCAGGCGAUGCGCGAGGCUCGGUUCGCAGAGAAGCACAUGGGCGUCCCCCGCACCAUCUACCUCGCCACGAAGGCCAUCAACGGUCAGCAUCCCUCGCUCACCAAGUCUGUGGAGGGGCAUGGCCGCGAGACGCACCGUUCCCCGCUUGUGCGUCGGGCGAGGGCGCAUGGGUUGCCGUUCUGCGGGACCGAUCGGAGGCCUGCGAACAAGUACCAUCCUCCCUUCAAUCAGAGCGGGGCGGUCGUACCGGAGGACGUCUUCGCGAACUUUGAUGAGGGGAGGGUGGGGACGAUAGUGGACUUCCCGAGGAGGGACGGGUAUGGGCCUGUGCCGAUGGAUGUGACAGCUGUCCCACCGGGGUCGCCGAUGAAGGGUCUCAGGUCAGCCCCACUUGAGUACCCGACUGUUGAGAUGGAGGAGACGUCCUCCGAACCAACAGUGUGCUCAUCCCCUCCCUCCCAUUCUACCCCUGCGCUUCCCCAGUCGCAACGCCCGCCGACGAUGUCGACGUACUGCCGCAACCUCGGGCAUGUAUCGAACGAGAUGGCCUACGCCCUCCGGAACAUCCGCGCAGCCAACGCCCGGGAGCAGUCCCGGCUCCCUCAGACAACGCCUGUCCGCGUUCGGACCCGAGCCGGACCCACUCGGGCUCGGGUGGUGCCUCCUACGCCAGUCAAGUCUCGGCGCCAGGGACGGCUGGUGUCGGUCGGUGGCCCCUACUAG
Messenger RNA from Dichomitus squalens LYAD-421 SS1, 1149 nucleotides. RefSeq lists its product as uncharacterized. Bases 1 to 1149 code for a protein of 382 amino acids. NCBI's taxonomy places the organism in Eukaryota, Fungi, Basidiomycota, Agaricomycetes, Polyporales, Polyporaceae. The record is from RefSeq and is a predicted model, not a curated record. The transcript is spliced from 6 exons.